This is a messenger RNA of Psylliodes chrysocephalus, 955 nucleotides long. Lineage: Eukaryota; Metazoa; Arthropoda; Insecta; Coleoptera; Chrysomelidae. The record is from the annotation of a GenBank genome assembly.
UGUCCGGCUAGCGUCGCGGCGCCCGAAUAAGCGUCGUCGUCGGAAGUUAUUUAAGAAAAUAGUCGAAGACUCAUUCUCAGUCGCGGGUGUUAGUUGGAGAACUUAACAUCGUAGACAAAAUGGCGGACAAAGAAAAGAAGGUCAAGAAGAAGAAGAAGGAAGAAGGAGAUGCCCCCGCUGCCGCUCCCGCCGCCGAAACCAGAUCCUCAUCCAAAAGCUCAUCCAAAAAAGCUAAACGAUCUGGUUCCAAUGUCUUCUCCAUGUUCUCCCAAGCUCAGGUAGCUGAGUUCAAAGAGGCCUUCCAACUCAUGGACCAUGACAAAGAUGGCAUCAUUAGCAAGAGCGACUUGAGAGCCACCUGCGAUGCCGUUGGUAAACUUGCAAGCGAAAAAGAGCUUGACGAGAUGGUCAACGAAGCAACCGGACCAAUCAACUUCACCCAAUUGUUGGCUCUCUUCGGUAACAGGAUGGCCGACUCCGGUGGUACUGACGAUGACGAUGUUGUCGUUGCAGCCUUCAAAUCCUUUGACGAAGGCGGUACCAUUGAUGGCGAAAGAUUCCGCCACGCUCUCAUGACCUGGGGAGAGAAAUUCUCCGCGAAAGAAGUCGAUGACGCCUUCGAUGCCAUGGAUAUCGAUGACAACAACAGAAUCGAUACUGGAGCUCUCAUCACCCUCUUGACCGCGGCCCAAGAAGAAGAAGGUGAAGCAGCAUAAGCAAAAUAACAAUUCUUAGAAAAACUAUUCCACGGUCAACAUUGUAACCAUCAGAAACAAAUAUUCCAAAUAUCAUCGGUGUGGUGUGUCUGUAUUAUUCCAACUUGAUUUCGAAUAUCUACAGAAAAAGUGUAUAUGUGUAUUUUCUUAUGUAUUUGUCUUUAAUUUACGUUUACUAGUUGCUUUACCAACACGUAACAGUAAAAAUAUAUUUUUUUUUGUUUCAUAAAGAACUUUUU